CGACGUCCUCAAAAAUCAAUAUACCCUCCCGCGUACUCCAUCUAGCCAUUUAUUUCGCUACGAUAUAUCAACUUAUUUCUAUCUUCUCUCCAUUUAACCCGCCGCCACAAUGUUUAUCGCGCGAUCUGAAUAUGAUCGUGGCAUCAACACAUUUUCCCCAGAAGGCCGUCUUUUCCAGGUCGAAUACUCAUUGGAAGCCAUCAAGCUUGGUUCGACCGCAAUUGGAGUAGCGACAUCAGAAGGUGUAGUUUUAGGUGUUGAGAAACGAGUUACAUCUACCCUCCUAGAAACCUCCUCCGUCGAAAAGAUUGUCGAGAUAGACCGUCACAUAGGUUGUGCUAUGUCUGGUUUACAGGCCGAUGCCCGAUCGAUGAUCGAACACGCCCGCGUGGAAAGUCAAAAUCAUGAAUUUCACUACAAAGAACCCCUCCGAGUCGAAAGCUGUACGCAGGCCAUUUGCGAUCUGGCUUUGAGGUUUGGAGAGGGGGCAGAUGGAGAGGAGAGCGUGAUGAGUAGGCCUUUCGGAGUUGCCCUUCUCAUCGCAGGUUAUGACGAAGAUGGACCACAAUUAUAUCACGCAGAACCUUCUGGCACAUUCUACCGUUAUGAUGCCAAAGCCAUAGGUUCCGGCAGCGAAGGUGCCCAGGCCGAACUGCAGAAUGAAUAUCAUCGGUCCCUGACACUGGCGGAGGCAGAGACCCUAGUGUUAAAGACCCUGAAACAGGUCAUGGAAGAGAAGCUGGAUGCGAAAAAUGUACAACUGGCCAGUGUGACGAAAGAGAAAGGAUUCCGCAUUUAUAACGAGGAGGAUAUGGCUAGAGUAGUCUCUACAUUGGGAGAAAACUAGCGCCACCUAUAAGCAGCCUAUCGUCUUGGUAGACUAAUAGAUAGACCACUUUGAUCGAGAAAGGACCGCUUUUCCUCAAACCGCCUUAUGGCUUUGUCAUGCUAAACCUCACGGUCCUCCGGUUCUACCUGAUCUUGUAAACACACGGUUUCAACACCUUAGCUUCUUCCUCCGGAGUUAUCGUGCUAUCUUCAGGCCCAAGGAACCUCUUCUUAGCCGCUUUCGCUGCAACCCCCGCGCCAGCCCAUUUCCCCUUUGUCGGCACUCCAUGCUUGACAAACUCCAUUUUGAUAAACAUCUUAUUUGACUUAUCCACUGACUGCGGCUUCAAAAUAAAACCUCUUGUCCUGAACACUUCCACAAACGCAGAUAUGUCAGUUUCAUCGUCAUCAUUUGGGUUUGCACGCACGUCUUCGGCAAAUAUUUCAUCGCCAACAUCGUCCUCAUCGUCGUCUGUCUCCUUGCGCUUCUUCUUCGUCUUAUUUUUACUCCAUGCGGGAGGCUUAGAAGCCUGUUUACUCUUCUUGGUCACUUUUCCAAACCGACUCUUGACCUCACUGACCCAGCAUUCACCCUUGCCGUCUCCCCUCAGAACUCUCCAGGCCUCUUCGACGAAAGACACCCAAUUCGUCCCCAUUAAACUGAGGCAGAAAAUUGUGA
Messenger RNA from Coccidioides immitis RS, 1507 nucleotides. RefSeq names its product proteasome component PUP2. Bases 110 to 847 code for a protein of 245 amino acids. The transcript is spliced from 5 exons. Gene Ontology annotation, cellular component: proteasome core complex; nucleus; proteasome core complex, alpha-subunit complex. Gene Ontology annotation, biological process: proteasome-mediated ubiquitin-dependent protein catabolic process. The record is from RefSeq and is a predicted model, not a curated record. Lineage: Eukaryota; Fungi; Ascomycota; Eurotiomycetes; Onygenales; Onygenaceae.